CUGCGCAGUUCUCCCCGCGGCCCGGCAGAGGGCGGCCCCGAUCCCGCAAUUUCCUUCCCCUAAACACCGCCCCUUCCUCCUCGCCUCGCCUCCUCCCUUCCGUCGGCUGGUUCGACGCUUUCCUCCCCCCGCGCUCGCUCGCCCGCUCGCCCACCCCGCUUUACCUCUCCUCGCCGCUGGUGCUGCGCGCGCUACUUGAGGCCGAGGAUCGGACGGGACUACUAGGCCGCAAGACUCUUCCGGGCCUCCAGGUAGGGAGGGAAAAAGGAGAGGGGAGCAGGGCAAGGCAAGUCGCCUCCUUUCUUUGCUGGGCUCCUGCCCCGCUGCCGCCGCCGUCUUCGGCCACACAAAAGUGCGGAGCUGGCUUGGCCGCGGGGCCCCCGAUCCUGCGCUGGGCCUUCGCUUUUCCUGCCCAGGAGGGCCGCGCUGGAGGAAAAGGCGGCGGCAGCCUCGAAUCGGGCCUGACAAACGCACCAAGAGCCCGCCCUUCGCCCGCUUUGCGCUCCUCCCGGCUGACCACCCUCUUGGCGCAGCCGUCCCUCCCGGGGCCUUUCGCUGCAGCUUCCGACGUUCUGGCACAGGAGAGGUGGUGGGAGUUGCAGGCCCUCGCAUCGGAAGGGCGGCAGGCUGGCGAAGCGGGCUUGCCUCUUGGCUGCGGGAGCCUCCGCCUUGCAAGGCGAUGGGCUGACUGACCGGCCUGAAGUCUCCGCGGGCUCUGCAGCGGGGAGCAGCCGCUCGCGUUCCGCCCACCGGGGUGUUUCUGUGGGUGAUGUUAGGACGGAGAGUGUCCGCGAAGCAGCCUCAAGCCGCGCCGCCGGUCCCUUGGACCCUCCAGCCCUGGCCUGGUUCUCUGGAAGGGCAGCAGCUCCCCUGAGCCUCCAGCAGAGAAGGGCUGUCCUCUGCUCCUUGGGACCCUUUUAAUACCCGGGGGUGCUGAGAAUUGAGUCUGGGUGGACAGCAGGCCCUCUGCCCCUGAGCUACAGCCCUCGCUAGUAGAAACCCCUCAGGCAGAGGCGCGCAGGGCCUUCAAAGAACAAAGCAAACAUGAGCCCAGUACAAAACGGGCUGUCCUCUUUGUGCCGUGGCAGGAUGGAGAGAGGUGAAGGCAGGCUGAAAGGACAGCCUCUUGACCCAUCUCACAGCAGCCAAGUCAAAGGUUCCCUUCCUUAAUGUGGAUUCCAGAUCAAGGCAAAAGGCCUUCUGCACCCUGUAAGAUGACCUGUCUGCUGGUGUCUGUCUUGGUUUGAGACUCAUCACAGUGGGGAAUCACUGCAUCCGAUACUGUGAGCCUCUCAUCUCCAGGUUGGGGAGAGAUUGCUGGGAAUUCAGAUCUCCUUACUUGCUCUGUCUCAGUCGAGAAGCUGAAGCCCUUAUUGUGGAAACCCCGAUUUCUUUUCCCCAGCAUGUCAGAAAGCUGGCAGCAGCAGCCCCCACCCCCGCAGCAGCAGCCCCCCCCACACCAUGCUGGAACAGCUGCCCUCCCUGAGCAUCCCAUCCCGUCGAGUGCAGUUGCUGAGAAUCCCCUGGGCUGUGCUGUCUAUGGCAUCCUCCUCCAGCCAGAGCCCAGUGGCCUGCAGCACCACCCGCCUAUCCCCGCCAGCGGAGGAGGAGAGCCCUCUAUGAAAUGUGGGGUGUGUGGGCAUGACUUAGCACACCUCUCUAACCCCCAGGAGCACCAGUGUCUGCAAGGAGGCCACGACCGCUCCUUCCAGUGCACCCAGUGCCUGAAGAUCUUUCACCAAGCCACAGAUCUCCUGGAACAUCAGUGCCUGCAAGUGGAACAGAAGCCCUUUGUCUGUGGGGUCUGCAAGAUGGGCUUCUCCCUGCUCACAUCCCUGGCUCAGCACCACAAUGUCCACAAUGGCAAUGCAGCUGUCAAGUGCUCAAUCUGUGAAAAGACUUACAAAGCAGCUGCAGCUGCGGCGGCUGCACCUGAGGAGUCUGCCCCGCCUGAGCAGCCAGUGGCUCUCAACCGGACUCCCGCAGAGAAACCCUACAGCUGCUCCAUCUGCCAGAAGCCCUUCAAGCACCUCUCCGAGCUGUCGCGGCACGAGCGGGUGCACACUGGGGAGAAGCCCUACAAGUGCAGCCUUUGUGACAAAAGUUUCAGCCAGUCCUCACACCUGGUACACCACAAGCGCACACACAGUGCCGAGCGGCCCUACAAGUGUACCGUGUGCGAGAAGGCCUUUAAACACCGCUCGCACCUGGUGCGCCACAUGUAUGCCCACUCGGGUGAGGCGCACCUCUUCCGCUGCAAUGUCUGUGAGCUGCACUUCAAGGAGUCGUCGGAGCUGCUGCAACACUCAUGCACCCCCAGCGGGGAGCGGCCCUUCCGAUGUGGUGCUUGCCACAAAGCCUUCCGACGCCCCUCAGAUCUCCGGCAGCAUGAGCGCACUCACAGCACCGAGCGCCCUUUCCAGUGUGAUCUAUGCCAAAUGAGUUUCAAGCAGCAGUACGCACUCAUGCGCCACCGCCGCACUCACAAGACGGUCAGCACCACACCUUCUUCCACAGAGCAGGAGUUGCCAGUGGGCCCCUUCAAGUGCUCCUUGUGUGAAAAGGGCUUUGUGCAGCCGGCUCACCUCCUCUACCACCAGCAUGUCCACGGCAUCGAGAACCUCUUCAAGUGCAAUGCUUGCCAGAAAGGCUUCAGCCAGUCUUCAGAGCUGCUGCGUCACCGCUGCGUCCAGAGUGCUGAGCGGCCCUUCAAGUGUGCGGCAUGCAGCAAGGCCUACAAGCGGGCCUCUGCCCUGCAGAAGCACCAGUUGGCCUCACACUGUGCAGAGAAGCCCCUCCGGUGCACUCUCUGUGAGCGACGCUUCUUCUCUUCCUCCGAGUUUGUGCAGCAUCGCUGCGAUCCAGCCCGCGAGCGUCCCCUCAAGUGCCCGGACUGCCAGAAACGCUUCAAAUAUGCCUCUGAUUUGCAGCGCCACCGGCGUGUGCAUACUGGGGAGAAGCCCUACAAGUGCCCAGCUUGUGAGAAAGCCUUCAAGCAGCGUGAGCACCUCAACAAGCACCAUGGCGUCCACACCCGGGAACAGCACUACAAGUGCAUGUGGUGUGGAGAGCGCUUCCUGGACCUGGGCCUGUUGCAGGAGCACAGCGCACAGCACACCUCAACCGAGAGUGCUUACCCCGUGGCACCCUGCCUGCCCUGAACAGCUCCCCCUGCUGGUGAAAGAAGGUUCAUACCAUCCUCCACCCCAUGCUGUUUUAGGACUGGGCUUUUGCUAGGACAAGCAGCUCGUCUUGCCAGAGACCUUGCCAUGUGGGAGCCUUUCUCCUUCAUGCUUCUCCAAUAUGCAAACGAUGGAGGGGGGUGGAGUAAGCAGCAGAGGCCUCUGUGUGUGUUCUGGGAUCAACCAUCAGUGGAUUCUGCCUUUCUGUUACUGCUCUGUGAAUGGGAUGAGUGUAACUUGGGAACUAGCAGUGACUCAGGCCUGCAUUGCUGUUCUGGGCACAGUGUCUGUUUUUUGGGUCAGAUCUAAAUGAAUGUUCCUUAAGCCUGCCAAUCAAAUCCAGAUCCUCCCCCACUACUGUGAUUCAUUAGUGUCCACAGUGUGAUGUCCGAAAGCAUUUGAUGUGUUGGGGUCUUUGCUGCUUGCAAAUGUAUAGAGUAGGACUCUGCAGCAAGAUAGGCUAUGUAAGUUACUGUGAUGGAUGGACUUGGUGGACGUGGCUUCUCUUAGGGUGCCAGCCCCAGGGAAAAUCUCCUGCUCAUGUGCGACUCUUGUUCAGUUCACAGGUACAUCCAAGGGAGAUGGUCCCAGGGCGGUCCUGCCUCCUCUUCCGCUGCUUGGCUUCAGUUGUCCAGAAUUUGUCAGGGCUGGAGGCUCUGAAUUCCCUCCAAACACCAGAGCUCUCAAGCCCAGUGGUGUGAGUGGUCCUAGGGCAAGGUGAAAGGAGACGGAACACCGUUGCUUAUUCAAAAGUUCUUUAAAGCCAGAGCAAAGCCUGUCCCUUCACUCACAUUGGUAUCACAUGCAGAGGUUUCUGUAAUUUGUAGGAUCCCUAAAAACAGUUUUUGUUUACAUGCGGCUAUAAAGAAUUCAGGUGAAAAGAUCAUUAAAACGACACUGUUAGAUCCUCUCUGGCAUUGUGAUCUGUCAGAACACCAUUUGCUAGAGUGACACAAUUGUCAAUAAGGAGCCCCAUUUGGGAUAGCUGAGGCCUGGCAAUGCUUUCCUUUUGGACCAUUCUGUGGCAUAUUGUGGGUGGGUGCGUUUGUUGCCCUUUCCGUGCACAGCACCCAAACUGUUAAGUUGAGAGGCUGCUGCAGCAGGUGUAGUAAGAACAAACUAUGGGGCAGCCCUCCAAGAAGCAUUUGUUUUUAUCUCUUUCACCUAGGACACCCAGAGUGGUGCUGAAAAGCCAGAUUUUUUAGCCCAGAUCAGUUCCGCUGCCUGCCCAGUACUGAAAAGAGGACAGGAGUGAAUUGUUGGGAGAGGUCUGGCCAAAGUUGUCUGUCCAGAUCCGGAGCAGAAGCUGCUGCACUGUGUCUUUCUGUCCACAUGUAGGGCCUUCUGACUUGACCUUGGUCUUUCACAGCACCUCAGAUGUAUAGAACUAACUUUUAUGGAGUUUGUCUUCAUUAUUUUUCAUAAUUGCUUUUUUAAAAAGCAGGUUAAAAUUCAUUAAAAAUCUGUGUAGCUCAA
Rhineura floridana is the source of this 4658-nucleotide messenger RNA. It is a transcript of the gene ZNF319, whose product is annotated as zinc finger protein 319. NCBI's taxonomy places the organism in Eukaryota, Metazoa, Chordata, Lepidosauria, Squamata, Rhineuridae. Gene Ontology annotation, cellular component: nucleus. The record is from RefSeq and is a predicted model, not a curated record. The transcript is spliced from 3 exons. Gene Ontology annotation, biological process: regulation of transcription by RNA polymerase II. Bases 1404 to 3161 code for a protein of 585 amino acids. Gene Ontology annotation, molecular function: RNA polymerase II transcription regulatory region sequence-specific DNA binding; DNA-binding transcription factor activity, RNA polymerase II-specific.